Trichosurus vulpecula (common brushtail) is the source of this 2170-nucleotide messenger RNA. RefSeq names its product autophagy related 16 like 2 (gene ATG16L2). The transcript is spliced from 18 exons. Gene Ontology annotation, molecular function: protein binding. The record is from RefSeq and is a predicted model, not a curated record. Bases 44 to 1909 code for a protein of 621 amino acids. Gene Ontology annotation, biological process: negative stranded viral RNA replication; autophagosome assembly. NCBI's taxonomy places the organism in Eukaryota, Metazoa, Chordata, Mammalia, Diprotodontia, Phalangeridae. Gene Ontology annotation, cellular component: autophagosome membrane.
GGCGGGCGCCGGGGCCAAUCUGCCUUGGGCUCGGCGGGCCGCCAUGCCAGGACCCGGGGCUCUCGCCCCAGGCUCGCCGCCUGCCUCCUCUUGCCGCUGGAAGCUGCACAUCGUUCGCCAGCUGCAGCAGCGGGACCGCAGGCAGAAGGCUCUGUUCUUGGACCUGGUGGAGGCUUAUCACAGACUCUUGGAGAAAUCAGACCUGUUGGCCCAUUUCACAGAAAAGCUGCCACCUGAGCCUUCCAAUGAACUUGUUCACCUCCCUUCAUGGGAGGAGGAGGAGGAGGAGGAAGCAGGGCCAAUUCCAGAUCCUGCCCAGUCACCCGAGGAUCUCAGGAGGAAAUGGGAGGAAGAAGUGGCUAAGAUCAAGUUGGUCUGUGGGGAGAUGGCAUACCAAGUUGUGGAGAAGAAUACGACCCUGAGCUCCCAGGAUGCUAUGCUGGCAGAUCAGCGGGGCAGGCUGUCAGUUCUGGAUGCCAGGGUGCAUGAAUUGGAAGAGACGCGUCAGUGGCUGGCAAAGCAGGUGGCUGGGCAGCAGGACAGGAUCACAGAGGGGAAAGAGGCCUAUGACACACUGUGGGCCCACACUGGCCACCAGGAAGGGGCCUUGAGACAGCUGGAGGAGGAAGGCCGUGAGCUAGUGGAGCAGCUGAUCCGAGUCAAGAUGCAAGCUGCCGAGGACCAGAAUUACCGCAAUGAGCGGAUUGAGAGGGUCAAGCAAGCCAGGGUUUCCAAGGAGCUGAAGAAGGCCAUGAGGAGGACAGUCAACAUCUCUGAGACCCUGGACCCUCCCAGCAUUGCUGAGCCCCGUGCUGAUAAGCAGGAGCUCUUAGAGGUAGAAGCCUGUGGGAAACAGUGGAAACGCCCCUUCAGGUCGGCCUCUGCCACGUCCAUGACCCUGGCUCGCUGUGUGGAUGUUAUGAAGGGGCUACUGGAUUUUAGGAAAAGAAGGGGUCACUCCGUGAGUGGGGCCCCUGAAACCCGAUAUCCAAGCAUUCCUGUCUGUGGGGUCUCCUGUCUCCCAGCCAGAGCCCAGGAUAUCCAGGAGGCCCACCAUUCUGAGGUCAAUGCUGUCUGCUUCAGUUCCAGCAGCAGCCUCCUGGCCACAGGCGGGGCUGACCGGCUCAUCCGUCUCUGGAAUGUGGUUGGAGGCCGCCUGGAAGCUGAGCAGAUGUUGGAAGGGGCCGGAGGCAGCGUGACUAGCCUUGAGUUUGAACCAUCGGGCUGCUAUUUGCUGGCAGCGACUUACAACAAAGCUGCCCAGCUCUGGAAGGUGGGCGAGAGCCAAUCCAAGGAAACAUUGUCUGGACACACAGACAAAGUGACUGCGGCCAAAUUCAAGCCGACCCGGCAGCAGGCAGUGACUGGGAGCCGGGACCGGACUGUGAAAGAGUGGGACCUCAACAAGGCAUCCUGCUCGAGAACUAUCGACGGUUUCUCCUACUGCAACGACGUGGUAUGCGGAGACCACCUCAUUAUUAGUGGUCACAAUGACCAGAAGAUUCGUUUCUGGGACAGCAGGGUCCCACGAUGCAUACAGGUGAUUCCUGUGGAGGGAAAGGUCACCUCUCUCAACAUCAGCAAUGACCAGAUGCACCUCCUCAGCUGCUCCCGGGAUGAUGCCCUUAAAGUCAUUGACCUUCGGGUCAACAACAUCCGCCAGGUCUUCAGGGCUGACGGCUUCAAGUGUGGUUCAGACUGGACCAAAGCUGUGUUCAGCCCAGAUAAAAGCUAUGCCCUUGCUGGUUCUGCCGAUGGUGGCCUCUACAUCUGGAACUUGGAGAGUGGCAAGCUGGAGACCAGCCUCUAUGGGCCCCACAGUGUCUCCAUCAAUGCAGUAGCCUGGUGCUAUGCUGGAACACAUGUCGUAAGUGUGGAUCAGGGGAAGAAGGCUGUGCUUUGGAGUUAGCCCAGCCCUGCCAACCCCUGGAGCUGGGACCCCCUUCCUCUGCCUCUGCCUCUGCCUCUCCUCCCUCAUGGUACUGGAUAAAGCUCUGGCUGGUUCCAGAGACUGAGGUACCAGGGAGGUGUACCAAGAACAGAGCUGGGGGAAGCUUUGUGGGGUCUGGAGGGAAAGGACUGUGUCCUGUCUUAAGUAAUCCAUCUUUGUGAACAUUCAAAGGGAAAGGGGUGGGCUUUUUUCUGCAUUAAAUUUAAAUUUUUUUUUUCU